UCUCUCUCUCUCGUGAAUUCCUUGCAUAGCGCUGUGUGUGGAAAAGAAUGAAAAGGAAGGAGGAAAGGAGCGGUGACAGCUAAACAGUAUAAAUAGGAGUUGUUUUGUUUGUUUGUUUUUUUGUGAUUAGCUGAUUAACAACCUUUAAAGGGAUUGAAGCGACUCGUAGUCCGUUGUAAUUUAAGUUGCACCAAACAGUUAUAGGAACGCCUAAACUUUUUGACGGAUAUAGUUAGGUCGCUAUAUAAGCCUACUUCAUAUUUUGGAGUUCCCAGUUUGAAUUUGUGCUAUUCUUGCAUAUCCGCCCGCUACAUUUGAUGACGUUUACGAAUCGAAACCGUAGGUUCCUUAAAACAAGAUCUUGGAUUAUUAUUUUUUUUUCUCUAACCUCUACACGAAGCCUAUUUUCCACCAAUUAAGUUGUAUAAGCGCUGUUGAAGUUGAGCAGAAGGAUAAAUAGGCUACAUCUAUAACAGAAUGCUGGAGUGAGGGCACUCGAGAUGGCAUCGGCGAUUUUUGAGGGCACAUCCCUGGUCAACAUGUUCGUGAAAGAUUGUUGGGUUAACGGGAUUCGGAGGCUCAUCAUCAGAGGAGCGGAGGAGGAAUUCUUUGAUAUAAGGACUGAAUGGUCGGACAGAAACAUUAUUUACCUGCACAGAAGCUCUUCUGAUUUAGGCAGACUUUUACAAAGACUCAUGGAGUGUUUCCCCGAAGACAGGCGAGUUUUGUCAAAGUGUCCUCUGCUAGAAGGGCUUGUGAAGAUUAAAGAAGCGAGGGAUAUUGAGACAAAGCUAAAUGAAGUGGAGCGAUUGUUGAAGGCCACUAUAUACAUGCCUUGGAAGUUUUCUAGGUCAGAGGUUGUCUUAACAUUCUUUGAACGCUCACCGCUAGACCAGGUUCUGAGGAAUGACAACAUCCACAAGAUUCAGCCAUGCUUUCAAAAUCCAGUUAAGAUUUCAGAGAUCAUGAGGUCUAAUGGAUUUUGCCUGGCGAACACAGAAACUAUUGUGUUUGAUGAGAGUGUUCCACUGGACAAAGAGAGACCAUCCUCCACUGACUCAGCCCAGCACUCGUAUGAUGAGGAUGGGAGAGAAUCUUUGGAUCAUGUGGAUCAAGACCUGAGCGAUGAUGAUCCUGAGGCUUAUGUCACUAACCUGUCAUACUACCAUCUGGUUCCUUUUGAAACUGACUUAUUGGAGUGAUGCUCACAGUUUAAAGGUGGUCAUUUACAGCUGAUCUCUGAACUCCACCUGACAGAGAUAUCCUGUGUGUAACUUCUGCUAGAUGAUGGGAUGUGCUACAAUUUAUACUCACUUUCAAUUAUUCAUUUUCUUGUUGGCUUAGUCCCUUUAUUAAUCCGGAGUCGCCAAAGCGGAAUGAACCGCCGACUUAUCCAGCAAGUUUUUUUUUUUUUACGCAGCGGAUGCCCUUCCAGCCGCAACCCAUCUCUGGGGAACAUCCACACACACAUUCACACACACAAUUUCACCCCCCACAAUUUCAUCCACAACAUCCACACACACAUUCACCCUACCCAAUUCACCUGUACCGCAUGCCUUUGGACUGUGGAGGAAACCCACGUGAAGGCAGGGAGAACAUGCAAACUCACACAGAAGCGCCAACUGAGCCGAGGUUCGAACCAGCGACCCUUCUUGCUGUGAGGCGACAGCACUACCUACUGCGCCACUGCCUCGCCCUCAAUUUCAGCUAGAAUUACAAAUUUGAUGCCUGUUCAUUCUUUAGUUUAGCACGCUGGGGCCAUUAUUCACAUCAACUAGAACUUUUUUCUGUUUCCAUUGCACAUGAAAGGUGAGCAGCAUCAAUUUCUCACCAAAUUCCCACAGACCCAAUCAAAAGUACACAAGCAUGAAACCAUCAUGCAUAAAAUAGCUAAAUACAAGCAAACGGAAUGAUGGGAAACAUGAUUGGGGAAAAUAUUUCAAGCACAAUUUUUAUUUGAUUAUUUCUUACUCCUGUUGGAAUAAAAAUAAAUGAAUGAGAACCCAGUCCAGACGACUCAAACAAGCUGAAUUGAUUUAUUGAGACUUGUUGGUUAGUCUGCAGCCAUACAGUACAGCAUCUUCAAGAAGUCCAUGAGUCUGCAAGAGCCUGCAAGUGUCUCUUACAGGUCUGCAGUCUGCACAAUUUAUCACAAGUCUGAAAACAAGUCUACAAUGAGUCUUGUCUAUAAAAUGAUUUAGGAAGAUGGGCAGUGUUGUAGGUGGAGACAUAAAACUAAAAAAUAAAACUGGCAUGACUACUUUUAGUUGAAGAUCUUGUUUUAGGGUCUUGAAUAGACCCUGAGGUUUCACUUGAUCAGCUUGAAAGUAUCACCCACAGUCGUUGAGACCCUACCUUUAGCAUUUGCUUCACUUUGGCUCAGCUCAAGCUCAGGAAACAAGAGGUUUAUAAUGUUUUCACACCCUAGCGAGAGUUUUGAAUUAAAUUAGGUAAUUAAAAACCAAAGAAUAUAACUUUUUUGUUAUAUACAUAAAUGUCACAGUUAAUUUGACUAGAUUAUAUACAUUUAUAUUUCCACAUUCUGUUCAUUUAGAUGGAGAAAGCAGGAGUUAUGACCUGUACCACAAGCUGUUUAACAUGUUAACAGAGCGUUGUCAAGUCUGCUGUUGGGUUGGUUGUCUGUUUUGAGAGAGUCUCACUCAUUUUGCACAUGACUCCUAGUAUAUUCCUACAUAAAUAUACAGUUGAAGUCAGAAUUAUUUGCCCCCUGUUAAUUUUCCCCCCAAUUUCUGUUUAACUUAGAGAAGAUUUUUCUAAAAAUCAUAGGUUAAUAACUCAACUCUAAUAACUGAUUUAUUUCAUCUUUGCCAUUAUGACAGUAAAUAAUAUUUUACUAUGUAUAUUUUAAGACACUUCUAUAAAGCUUAAAGU
Molecule: messenger RNA, 2892 nt
Organism: Danio rerio (zebrafish)
Lineage: Eukaryota; Metazoa; Chordata; Actinopteri; Cypriniformes; Danionidae
Source: RefSeq, a predicted model, not a curated record